Gekko japonicus is the source of this 1997-nucleotide messenger RNA. RefSeq names its product tubulin folding cofactor C (gene TBCC). Gene Ontology annotation, molecular function: tubulin binding. Bases 12 to 1037 code for a protein of 341 amino acids. Gene Ontology annotation, biological process: tubulin complex assembly; post-chaperonin tubulin folding pathway. Gene Ontology annotation, cellular component: cytoplasm. The transcript has a single exon. Lineage: Eukaryota; Metazoa; Chordata; Lepidosauria; Squamata; Gekkonidae. The record is from RefSeq and is a predicted model, not a curated record.
GCGAGGGGAAGAUGGAGGCUGUUUCUGCGGCGGAGGCGGCGGGGCUCUCGCUUGCUGCCGGUGUCCCCCCGUUGAUUCCGGAGCGGCUCCAGCAGCGAGACGCAGAACGGCGAGAGGAGGCUGAGCGGAGGCGGCGGGAGCGCGACGCGCAGACUGUGGAAGAGGAGCAGAGCGACUUCUUCACUGCCGCCUUCGCCCGAGAGCGGGACGCCAUCGAGGCGCUGCUGGGGCCAGAGUUGGACGAGGGGGCUGCUGAGGAUGCAGCCACGCGACUGCUGGAGGAGGCCGCCGGGCGGCUGCAGAGCCUGCAGAAGCUGCUGACGGACUCGGUGCGCUUCCUGGCCCCGUAUGAGGUGCGGCAGGCGCAGGCGACGAUGGCCCGGCUGCAGAGCGCCCUUUCCGAGCGCCGCCUGCAAGUGCAGCCCAAGAAGCGCUUCGCUUUCCGGGCUCGCAAGAAGGAGUCGGCCGUGGGCCAGGAGCCCCCGAUGGCUUCCGAGCGGCCACAAGGUUCCAGUGAAGCGAUCCUUUCUCCCGCGGAUCCCGAGUGUGGGUUCAGCCGAGUCGAGGGGCAGGAGCUGCAGCUGGGCCCGGCCGACCUGCUUCAGCGGAACGUGGUAUUGUCUCACCUGACCGCUUGCCGGGUGCGGCUUUGUGGCAACCCCAACACGCUGCUGAUGCGCGGCUGCCGGGACUGCACGGUUCUCUGCGGGCCGGUGUCCACCUCGGCGCGGCUGGAAGACUGCAGCGGCUGCCUCGUGGCCCUCGCCUGCCAGCAGCUUCGCACGCACCUCGUCACCCAGACCACCUUCUACGUGCAGGUGACUUGCCGGGCCAUGCUGGAAGACUGCAGCGGAGUCCGCUUCGCCCCGUACACGUGGAGUUACGUGGGCAUCGAGGCCGACUUCGAGACAUCGGGACUUGAUAGAAGCAGAGACAACUGGAGCCAGGUGGAUGAUUUCAACUGGCUGGCUCGGGAUCAGCCCUCUCCGAACUGGAGUGUGAUCCCGGAGGAGGAGAGAGUCUGUGACUGGAGCUGAACUGGGAACACUCUAUCAGCCACUGUUGCUGCAGUGUGUAGAGGACCUGGAGCUAGUUGCAUUGCAGAUGGUGUGCUCCUUUCGAAGAAUUCAUGCACCUUAUUUGUGCUUUGGCAUCGUUUAAGCCAGAUGUUGUGAUGAAGGUGCCAAAAUACUUACCUCUGGUGAUACUUGCUUUUGCUCUGCCAGCCAGUGAAGCCUCCUGGCGCUAACAGGAUCUGUGUUGUGCUGUGUGCCUUUAGCUGGCUGCCUGAUCUUUAAAGUUGUUCAAAUUCUGCUUUGCUUUCUGGAACAAGCUUUGUAAGGGCUUCAACUUCUGUUUUAAAUAUUCUUCAUUCAAAGCAUCUCUCUGUGUAAAAAUCUUUCCUUGACUUCUACCAGUAGAAAGAAUUCCACAAAAUUCUAUUUGUAAAGUAUUGCCCAAGGAUAAAUUUAAGCUUAAGAAAACAUUAUACUCUGAUCUUGAACCUAUUUAGUGCAUAUAACUGCUUCAGUGCAGCUAAUACUUGCAAGCAAAGCCAAAGCCAAAAACUUUCAUGGGGCAAUCUCGUCAAAGUUAGAUAAAAGUCACUGGAAGAAAGUUAAGCACAUGCUUAUUUUUCUGAAAACCGUUUGUAGAACUACUUAAUAAACUGAGUUGUGUAAUUAAUCCUUAAGGGGUCUACAACUGUCAAAUUACAUUCAUGUUUAGUGUGCUAUCUAAAACAAUAUCUGCAUGUUUUGUACAAAUACAUACUGUGUCUGGGCAUUUCCCACUUCAGUGUACUAUUCAUCUUGUGUUUUGUUAACAAGGGUUAAGCAAGUUACCAAAUCUGUACCUCAUAUAACUAAAUAGAAUCAAUAUUGUCAUUACUACUCUCUCUGGAUUUUAUACUAAUGUACUAACUUUUCAAAAAUGCUAAAAGGACCUCAGUUAUUGUAUUGUUCAGGUGUUGGUUUUACUCUUAAGUACCCCUCAUG